This is a messenger RNA of Salvia splendens (bonfire salvia), 1717 nucleotides long. RefSeq names its product alkane hydroxylase MAH1. The coding region runs from base 35 to 1546 and encodes 503 amino acids. Gene Ontology annotation, molecular function: heme binding; iron ion binding; monooxygenase activity. The record is from RefSeq and is a predicted model, not a curated record. Lineage: Eukaryota; Viridiplantae; Streptophyta; Magnoliopsida; Lamiales; Lamiaceae. The transcript has 2 exons.
CAAACCAUAAUAACCUACUCACCACAUAAUAAAAAUGGCAAUUCUUGAAAACCACCACUACUAUAUCCUCCUCCUCAUCCUUCUCCCCCUCCUCGUCUACUUCUGUCGCUUGGCUGACAGGCGGCAGAAGAAGCCCCUGGAGCCCACCAACUGGCUGCUUUUGGGAUUUUUACCAGAGGUGUUCCUCAACUUCCACCGCGCCCACGACCGCAUCACCGAGGUCCUCAACGGCUGCGGCGGCGGCACCUACAUGUUCCGGGGCCCAUGGCUUAGCAACACCGACAUGCUCUUCACCUCCGACCCCACCAACAUCCACCACGUCUUCAGCCGAAACUUCGCCAAUUACCCAAAAGGCCCCGAGUUUCGCAAGAUUUUCGACAUCCUCGGCGACGGAAUCUUCGGCGCCGACUUCCACCUCUGGGAGAUUCACCGGAAAACGACAAUGGCGUUGCUCACGCACGCCAAUUUCAACGCCCGUCUCCAGAAGACGGUCUGGGAAAAGGUCGAAACCGGCCUUUUCCCGUUGCUCGAUCGCUUCAGCCUCGAUGAGCUUGAUUUCGAUUUGCAGGAUGUUUUCCUCAGAUUCAGCUUCGACAACAUAUGCAAAAUUGUGUUGGAUUAUGACCCGUGCAGUUUGAGCUUUGAAGUUCCACACAUUCCCUGUGAGAAGGCUUUCAGUGUGGUGGCGGAGCCGUUGCUGUACCGCCACGUCAUCCCGCAGAGAAUCUGGAAGCUUCUGAGGUGGCUCAACGUUGGCUCCGAGAGGAAGCUUCUGGAAUGUUCCAAAGCUUUCUCUGAGUUUAUUUAUCCGCGCAUUGCUGCUGCCACGAACGACGGUUCUGUUCUUGGAGUUUUUGAAGAUGUUUAUAGAGAGACGAAGAUGGAUUCGUCGACUAGUCUGAGGGAUUUCCUCAAGGACACGGCGUUGAAUCUGAUGUUCGCGGGGAGAGACACGACGAGCACGUGCCUCACGUGGCUCUUCUGGCUCGUCGCGCAAAACCCUGCUUCGGAGAGGAAGAUUCUAGAAGAAUUGGAGGCCGAGCUCGGUCUCCAGAAAAAGUGGAGGUCCUUUAAUGCAGAGGACUCGCACAGGCUAGUGUACCUGCAUGCAGCUCUGUGCGAGUCCCUACGGCUAUUCCCGCCGGUGGCACUGGAGCAUAAAGCUCCAGUGCGACCGGACAUUCUCCCGAGCGGGCAUCAGCUCCCGCGCAACGCAAAGCUGAUCAUAUCAUUCUACUCGGUGGGGAGAAACGAGAGAGUGUGGGGGAAAGACUGCCUGGAAUUCAAGCCGGAGAGGUGGAUAUGUCCGAGCGGGAAGAUCAAGCACGAGCCAUCGUACAAGUUCCCGGCGUUCAACGCGGGGCCGAGGACGUGCGUGGGGAAGGACAUGGCGUUGGUGCAGAUGAAGAUGGUGGCGGCGGCGAUCCUAUAUAACUACCACGUCCGACUAGUGGAAGGGCAUCCAGUUUCAACUCGUGACUCGAUCAUAUUGCAAGCCAAGGACGGAUUGAAAGUGAAGUUGAGGAAAAGAAAUUGGAAGGAUUAAGCCUGUUUUGUUGUCUUCUAUUCUUUGUGUAAGUGUGACAAGUCGUGUUAAUUAAUAAUAUCUGCUACAAGAUUGUUUUUUAGUAAGUGUGACAGCCAUAUUGUGGACAUAAUUCAUGUUCAAGCCGUCCCUAUUAAUUCAAUGUCGAAGUUGUCGUUAGUAUGAUGUAAA